AUGAAGGUCAUUACAUGUGAAAUAGCGUGGCAUAACAAGGAGCCCGUUUAUAGCUUAGACUUUCAGCAUGGGACGGAUGAGAAGAUCAAUCGACUCGCCUCAGCUGGCGUGGACACCGCUGUUCGCAUAUGGAAAGUGGAGAAAGGACCAGAUGGAAAAGCAAUUGUGGAAUUCCUGUCCAAUCUGGCCCGCCAUACGAAGGCAGUAAACGUUGUGCGCUUCUCUCCCAGUGGUGAGAUCCUGGCCUCCGGGGGAGAUGAUGCUGUGAUUUUAUUGUGGAAGCUGAAUGACAGCAAAGAAUUGGAACCAUUAGUUUUUCAGGAUGAAGAUGAAGCUCAACUCAACAAGGAGAACUGGACAGUUGUUAAAACGUUAAGAGGUCACUUAGAAGAUGUAUACGAUAUUUGUUGGACCUCAGAUGGAAAUUACAUGGCAUCGGCCUCUGUAGAUAACACAGCUAUAAUGUGGGAUGUCAAUAAAGGACAAAAGGUUUCAAUAUUAAAUGAACACAAGAGUUAUGUUCAAGGAAUCACCUGGGAUCCUCUAGGCCAGUACAUUGCAACCCUGAGUUGUGAUAGGGUCCUGCGUGUAUACAACUCACAAACCAAACGUGUAGCAUUUAAUGUUACCAAGAUGCCUUCUGGGGCAGGAGUUGAAGGAGAGGCCAGGAGCUAUCGGAUGUUUCAUGAUGACAGCAUGAAGUCAUUUUUCCGUAGACUGAGUUUUACUCCUGAUGGCUCCUCCUUGCUCGUUCCAGCUGGCUGUGUUGAAUCAGGAGAAAAUGUGACAAACACCACAUAUGUUUUCUCCAGAAACAAUCUCAAAAGGCCCAUGGGUCACCUGCCCUGCCCUGGAAAGGCAACUCUUGCUGUUCGGUGCUGCCCAGUAUACUUUGAGUUGAGACGUGCCCUUAAUAAAGAUGAAAUCAGUCAGAAAUCAGCCUCUGCUCUGUUUAAUCUGCCCUAUCGAUUGGUGUUUGCUGUUGCUUCAGAAGAUUCUGUGCUUUUUUAUGAUACUCAGCAGUUGUUUCCAUUUGGUUAUGUUUCAAACAUACAUUACCACACCCUGAGUGACAUUUCAUGGUCCAGCGAUGGAGCCUUCCUUGCUAUUUCUUCCACGGAUGGAUACUGUUCAUUUGUUACCUUCGAGAAGGAUGAACUGGGAAUACCACUGAAGGAGAAGCCACAGAUAAGUGUCAGGACUCCCAGCACAACAGAGAAGAAAGUGAAGAAGAGCCAGUCACACAAAGUCAUUUCCCCAGGCUCUAGGCUGACAGAGGGGACUCUUCCUGGCAAAACCACUGAUGCCAGCACUCCCACUCUCCAAACUAGAACACCCACAGUUGCCAGUAAGGACUUGCCUUCCACACCUGUUGGCAUAAAAAACAUUCCAGCUUCAUCCUCAGACGAGAGGAAAACCAGCCAGCCAGCCAGCCAGAGUGUUAAAGGAAACCAGCCCAGGAGGAUUACUCUCAACACUUUACAAGCGUGGAGCAAGACGCCAAGGAGAAUAAACUUGAUUCCAGUAAAGACAGAUAUUCCAGCCUCGAAACACACAGAUACCAUUUCGAUACCUCCUUCCUCAGAACAGGAACAUGAGAGGCCUUUACCAUCUGAUGACAGUCUUCCCCCCGCAUCUAAACGCCCUAGAACUGAAGAAAUGUCUCUUUCUACACCUCCUGAAGAUCAAAUGAGCUGCGAUUCAAACAAAUAAAAGCUAAACUUUUAGUAAACUCUUCACAGUCUGAAGGCACAGCAGCCAUAUCUGAGAUUGCAUUUCUUCUUGCAAAUGUUAAAUCUUCAAUUCCUGGUGGAAGUACCAUAUGCAUAUUUGGCAUAGAGCUGAGAAGUAAGAAGCUGGCAGUGGAAGGCAGAGGCUUCAGGAAUGGAGCUUUGCAGAAGAGAAGACAGUCAGGAAAUGACUUUAAGUGCAGCUCUACUUUU
Tinamus guttatus (white-throated tinamou) is the source of this 1943-nucleotide messenger RNA. The record is from RefSeq and is a predicted model, not a curated record. Lineage: Eukaryota; Metazoa; Chordata; Aves; Tinamiformes; Tinamidae.